AUGGCCGCCGAGAUCGCGCGACCCGCGGGAAAUAAGCAGAGCCGGCGCCGGAGAGAGAUGGUGAACGGAGCACCAAGGAGAAGAGAGGAAAGAGUGGAGGAACACCUCCGGACGCCGGAGCAGGCCGCAGGGAAACUUCAUGUUUAUCAUCUGGUAUUGUGGGCUUUCCCUCUAAUUGUGGUUUACAUCAGCAGCGUCAUCAUCGUGCUGUUUAUAAGUCAUUGUCACCUCCAGAGCCUUCAUCUGCUGGAACUGAAGGAACAGGUGGUGGAGUCUCCAAGAAGAAAGAGAACAAUGAGUAGAAAGUGCAGGAGAUUCUCAUCUCUGUCUCUGGUCCUGGUGCAGCUGAUUUUGGUGUCUCCUGUCAGAGCCGCAUCAAUUCCUGUCAAAUGUCAGGAUCAGAAGAGCAAGGACGUCAGUCUGGAAUACAUGAAGCCUUGUGAGGAGCAGGAGCAAAACCACCAGCCCCUUCCUCGCCUUGAGGGCUCCAUGCCCAAGCCGGGUCCGGGCGCUUCUCUCUUCAAAUCUAAACAUCCAGACAUCGGUGAUCUGAGGACAACUGCAGCUGUCCAAGACAGGGAGCAAGAUACAACCUCUGACCUGACCAGGAGAGCAGAGGGGAGCCCUGGGAGACCCCUGGGUCUGCAUCGCAUUCGGCGUUUUGUUGCCAAAACCUGUCUCCUUUGUAUAAACUGUUUACUUAUGAACAUCAAGAUAAAACCACUAAUAUGUAAACUACUGCCGCACUCCUAA
Molecule: messenger RNA, 753 nt
Organism: Bufo bufo (common toad)
Lineage: Eukaryota; Metazoa; Chordata; Amphibia; Anura; Bufonidae
Exons: 3
Coding region: 1-753 (250 amino acids)
Source: RefSeq, a predicted model, not a curated record